UGCCAGAACAGUUGGGCUGUGGCCCUAAUUCCCAGAAAGCUCCUCGUGUGGGAGUGGAUGUCCUCCCGUGCCCUCGGCUCCGCUGCAGCUCCCAGCCUCCUGAAGCUUUGACGUUGUUCAGCACCGGGUGCAGAUGAGCACCAGCUUUCUCGUCCAUCUCAGCCGGGGCUCAGCGGGGGGAAGGGGAAGGAAGAGCACUCUUCCUCUGCCCCCCACCCCUUCUUGUUCUCCUCCUUCCUCCCUUCUUCAUCACCUUCACCUCAGGCUCACUCUUUCUCAAAGAGGCGCAGGGACAAGCAGAACUUGGGCUCAGCCACCUCGUUCCCGCUUGUAGCUUUCCCCAAACCCGCCUGGAGAGACGUCCAGUCCCAGGGACAACCCAGAGGCUUGCGGUUCAAUGGGCCAAGAUAUGCAGCUCGGGAGCUCAGAGAAGCACGUCCAGGGACCCGCUCGUACUGCUUUCCGCCUCCUCCAGAUCCCGGAGCCCGAUCCCUUCAGUCUGUGGAUGUAAAGCCUUCCCCUUGACCUUCCCUAUCUCUUGAAGACGCCGCCCUGUGCUGGGGCAGUGGCGAGCCCCCCUCCGUGAUCCUUCAGCCUCCGGGUGAUGGAGCAUCGCAUCCCACCAGCUGGGAUGUGACUGAGGGGACCCUACGCCCCAGAGCACGGCACGCACCACAUGAGGGCCAGCAGGCCAUGGAGAGUGCAGCAGAAAGCAGUGAGGCCAUACCAAGGCGGAGGAAACCUCAGGAAGGAGGCCGAGACCCCUGGGUGAUGGAGAGCAGUGAGGCAGGGGCCGGGCAUCGGAGCACUGAGCUGGAGAUCCCUGCCCAGAGCUACCAGGACGGGGUGACGCCCGGGCUGGACACAGCAGCACCCCCUGAGAAGGCCUCACUCUGGGGGGACUCCGAGAAGGCAAAGGAUUUCUCCCUGGGUCUGAGACGGGGCUGCAACACCCCCAGAAUGGCACCGGGGUCCCCGUACCCUGCUGGCACCGACAGGAACUUCUCCCAGCCCAGGGAGGACAGGCUGGAGGGGCUGCCACGCCAGCCCCAAAGGAGGCCGGCCCCAAAGGAGGCAGCUGAUUUCCAGCCCAGGAACGGGGAGGCAAAGCCUGGCUGGGUGGAGCGGAGCCAAGCGGAGUCUGGCCCCACAUGGGCGGAGGCCGUGCUGGCCAGCCAGAUGGCCCUGUACAGCCCCACUUACCCCUGCUAUUCCCUGCCCUUCCCUAUGCUGGAGAGCCCCACCAAGCCUGAGCAAGAUGCCCUCCAUGCCCCCAGCCCCCCAGCAGAUGGGCUGCGUGACCACCCUGCCUUCCACCGCCUGCACAUGCACUGCCCCUUCCUAAUUGAGGCCACGCUGGCAGAGAGAAAUCUCUUCCUGGUGUCUUCCCUGGCAGCGACCAGCACUCCGGCAGAAUCUGCCCAUGGGAACAGCUUGGCCCACCAGCCCCAGGAUGGCCCCUCUGCCCGGGGAGAGGCCUGCUACGCUGCCGCGGACUGGCCCCUGGCAUCCUACCCGUCCCCCUGGAGCCCCUCUCUCUACCUGGCACCCCACCCACGAGCAAAGCCGUUGUCUGCUUUUGAGACCUGCUCCAAUGCCCCGGACGAGGAGUUUUACCCUAAGAAGGAUCCUCACGUGGCAAAAGACUGGGCCUCCCCGCCUAAACAUACACAGCCACGGCGGCUUGGGCAGCACGAGGCAGGGUGGGGGCGACGAGAGGGGGAGAGCGAGCUGGACUCAUCAGAUGCAGAGCUGGUGCCGGUGCCACUGUGGAAAGUGGGCCAGCGGGAAGGGAGUCCAGCAGCCCCACCGCCAUCCAGCGACCCCCCACUUCUUGAUGGCUGGAGCCCAAGCAGCCCAGCGCUGCUCUACCUGAAGCCCGGUGCAGAAGGGCAUUCAGGGAGCUCAUGGCCCAGCAGGCCCCCAGCUCUGGAUGAGCCUCUCCAGAAGCCAGGGGUCAGACCUGAAGAGUCCAAAGACGACAGCCUCACCUACCAAAGCUUGAUGCCCAGGUGCCCUGCAGGCCUGCCUGACUCUCGGAGAUCUCACUCCCAGAACGCUGCCUGCCAACGCUCCUCUCCGGACUGCAGCCCUCAGGACCUCAGGAGAUGCCAGGGGACAGGCUGCAGUCCCCUCGGCCCCUUUGGUGCUAGGCUGGAGGGACUGGGGCUGUAUGAAGAGGCAGAAGGGGGCCAGGGCAACAAAGUGGGCAAGCUUUCUGCCCUGGUGUCCUGCCCGCCCAGCAGCCACCACACCAAGCUGAAGAAGACCUGGCUGACCCGGCACUCAGAGCAAGAUGGGGACCUCGCUGCCUGCCUCGGGGACACAGGGGCCAGCAGUCGGACCAAAGAGGGUGUGCCUCCACGGUGCCCGGUUUUAAAGAGGGAGGUGCAGGAUGGCAGCAGCGAAGCAGACCGGCCUGGCAAGCAGGCAGCCAAGCGGACACACGGCCACAUUGCCAGGGAGGGGGAUCGGAGCCCCUGUGACAGUGAGGGUGACUUCUCAGCCAAGCGGAGUUGCAAGCCUGCAGAAGAGACUAUGAUCAGUGCUGCCGGGGCUGGCGGGUUGCUGAGCUGCAAUGGUGGGCAUGCCAGCAGGCAGGCAGAGAAGCCCUACCUCCAGAGCGUGCCAUGCACGGCCCUGCCCAACAGCAUCAGAAGGUGCUGCGGAUGCACUGCCCAGAGCAGGGAUGGUGCCCUGCCCCAUAAGGAGAAGGAAGAGCUGGCAGGGACAGGCUGCAGGCUUUUGCAUUUCCGGAGGUUGGCCAUCGGUGACCACGGGGAGCUGAGCACAGACGGGUUCUCCAUGCUGGACGAGGCGGAGGGCGAGAGCUUGCACCUGGGGGUCUCUGGCAGAGAGAGACGGGGCAGGGAUGUGAGCACCAGUCUCAGCCUAGCCAAGUAUUUGCUCUCUGUCCUGGGGGAUCAGUUCUGCAAGGCUGUCAGGAAAGACCAAGAGGCCUGGCUGGAAGCACAAGGGGGAAACAAAGGGGUGGCUGCCUGGCGGCGAGGGGCAGGGGCCCCACAGGCCUGUGACGCCUGUCGGCGCAGCCUCUUCAGCACCCACUGGAGCUGCCCCAGCUGCGGGUUCCAGCUGUGCUCCACAUGCUGCCGGACCCAGAGGGAGCAAACCAGCCCAGGGCAGGCAGAGGACUCCAUGCAGCCAGCUGAGUGCAUCCAGGGGCAGGAUCAUGAUACCCUGUCCCUGGUCCCUUCACAGUUCAUCCCACCCCACGUCCUGGCCGAGCUGUGGAAGCUGAUGCAUGAGGUUCGGGAUAGGUUUGACAUCAGUGCACGCUGCCCCUGCAGACUGAGCAACCUGAGCAAGACCCCAGCAGUCACCGCAGGGAACAGGCAGAAGAUGGGGAGUGCGGCGCCUUCCCUGAAGCUUACCAGCAACGGAGAUGCAGAUGGAGCGAGGGCUGUCAAGGAAGAAAGCCCAGACCCUGGGUACCAGCAGCCCAGCACUCCCAGCCCCAAAGGGGCUGUGCAGACCUCCACCCUCUGCGACCUCCUCACCUCCACGGCUGUCAAGCUGUGCCUGGGGCAGAACGGUGUCCGCAUGGCUUUUGCGCCUGUCUCGCCUGCCCUGCCCAGCGACAACCGCAUUACCAACAUCUUGGACAGCAUCAUUGCCCAGGUGGUGGAGAGGAAGAUCCAGGAGAAGCACCCUGGCAGCACGCAGGGCAGCCCCCGCUCCCUGGAGCCCCAGGUCUCCCACUGCCUCCUGGCCCCUGGCGGGCUCCUCUGGCUGCAGGAUCCAAACCACUCCAAGAACUACAAGCUCUUCCAGGAGCACUGGAGGCAGGGCCAGCCCGUCCUGGUUUCAGGGCUGCAAAAGAUGCUGGACGGGAAGCUGUGGGGGCCAGAGUCAUUCUGUCGAGAGCGUGGGGAGCAGGAGGGGCGGGUGCUGGACCUACGAGCCCCAGCUGGCUGUGCCCAGAUCAGCAGCAAGGACUUCUGGGACGGCUUCGCCUCCAGUGCCACCUGCCUGGACCCCGAGCACAGUGAAGGCAGCCUGCUCAGGCUGGACAGCAGCCUUGGGGACAUGGAGCCAUGCAGGGCGGAGACCCUCCACGCCAGUUGGCCAUUGCUGGAGUAUUGUGGGCCUGAUGGGAUGCUGAACCUUGUCUCCUACCUUCCUGACAGCCAAGGCAGGCUGUGGCUGAGGCCCCGGCUCUGUGCUGCCUAUGGUGCGAUGCCUGGGGACAGGGCUGUUGGGACCAAGAACCUGACUGUUCAGGCAACCGAUUCCAUCCACGUCUUGGUGCACGUCGGUGCGGCCCCACCGGACUGGCCUGCUGCCCGCCAGGAGAUUCUCCUGCGGGUGGAGGAGGAUGGUCUGGAUGGCACUCUCAAGGAGCGGCUCUGGGACACAAGCCUCCAGCCCGGAGCCCUGUGGCACAUCUUCCGAGCGGAGGAUGCCGACUGCAUCAGGGGCUUCCUGCGGGAGCAGGUGGGUGAAGACCUAGAGGAGGCUGGUGAGGGCCAGCUGGACCCAAACAGCCCCCUCCGGAGCUGCUACUUGGGCCCUUCCCUGAGGAGAAAGCUGCGCGAGGAGUAUGGCGUGAGCAGCUGGACCCUGCUCCAAUUCCUUGGGGAUGCAGUGCUGGUGCCGGCAGGGGCUCCACACCAGGUGCAAAGCCUCAGCAGCACCAUCACUGUGGAGCAGAGAUUUCUCUCGCCAGAGAACACAGCCCGCUCAGCUCAGCUGGCAGCCUGGACCACGGACCCUGCUGGCACCGUGCAGAGGCUCCACACGCAGAUGGACAGCAUGGUUUACUGCGCUGUGAGGGAGGCUGUGGGGACCCUGCAGGGCUACAACUAGGAGCCUGGGGAGAGGGAGGGCUGGCUUAGCCCAGUGCCUCGACAUCUGGCAAGCAGAACUGGAGAGAAGCAGGCAGUGGCACAGGGAGCUCCUGCUCAGCAUGGGGGAUGGAUGCCUGUGUGACCAAGGCACAGGGCCCAGCGAUGGAGAAGACAGAGGCUGAAUGGAACAGAGGCUGAAGCAAGGUCCAGGCAGCUGCUUGUGGAGGCCUGGGUAGCACAGAGCUCUGGGCUAGGCACCUGCUGUGAGAAACAGCAUGUGGAAAGCAAAGAGCCCACCCAUGAGACCGUCCUCUCCUGCAACGUGACCCCCUGCCCUCGAGCCUCUCCUGUCCUUUGCUGCCCAGCACCAGCCAGGGCUCCCAGGCACAGCCCCAGCCCCAAGAUUCACUCUGCAACCCAGGAUGUCAUGCCUGGUGCUGCUGCGAUGGCAUCCCUCCCAUGGCAAAAGCAUUGCACCGUGGUGUGGGCUCAGCAGGGGAAGGGACCUGGCUGCAGAUCUAUAUCCGUGGGACCCCCCUGGGGGAGAUGGGGCUGGGGUCUUGCGGGAUGGGCAUGGGCUGAGGGGCAGGUGAGCUCUGGAAAUAAAUGUCUGGAGACGAGUCUUGGAGGAGA
This is a messenger RNA of Alligator mississippiensis (American alligator), 5441 nucleotides long. It is a transcript of the gene HR, whose product is annotated as HR lysine demethylase and nuclear receptor corepressor. Gene Ontology annotation, cellular component: chromatin; histone deacetylase complex. Gene Ontology annotation, biological process: regulation of transcription by RNA polymerase II. Gene Ontology annotation, molecular function: chromatin DNA binding; transcription coregulator activity; histone H3K9 demethylase activity. NCBI's taxonomy places the organism in Eukaryota, Metazoa, Chordata, Crocodylia, Alligatoridae. The coding region runs from base 694 to 4827 and encodes 1377 amino acids. The transcript is spliced from 20 exons. The record is from RefSeq and is a predicted model, not a curated record.